This is a messenger RNA of Sinocyclocheilus anshuiensis, 2470 nucleotides long. RefSeq names its product AKT1 substrate 1 (proline-rich) (gene akt1s1). Bases 459 to 1502 code for a protein of 347 amino acids. Gene Ontology annotation, biological process: negative regulation of protein kinase activity; neurotrophin TRK receptor signaling pathway; negative regulation of TOR signaling. Gene Ontology annotation, cellular component: cytoplasm. Lineage: Eukaryota; Metazoa; Chordata; Actinopteri; Cypriniformes; Cyprinidae. The record is from RefSeq and is a predicted model, not a curated record. The transcript is spliced from 6 exons.
GCAACCCUGAUCUGCUCCUACUGUAAACAGCGCUUUGCGCGUCGCUGCGCUGGAGUCUAGGGGAGAGACAGGCACGGGUAACAGGCUCCUAACAACGAGGGUUUAAUAAAGUUUGGAAGUAAAGGACGAUUGUGACAGAGGCGGGAGGAUAUAACGAGGGUAACAUCAGCAAGUGGUGGCAUCCUCCCAUCUCUCCCCUAGUUCUCUCCUGCACACAGACACCGUCACCCAUUUCAAUUGUGCCUCUUCUAACAGUACCAUCAGCAUGAACUAAACCAAGUUCUCAUUACCAAAGAGUGCUAACCACAAAACGCAUUUCAUAAACACAGACAGACACAUACACACACACACACACACACACACACACACACACACACACACACCAGCAUUUCAACAUUCCAAAAGAACAAAUUCCGAAAACAGUUCAACAGAGCCAUAGGUUGUUGCAUAAACACAUCAUGGCCUCUGUCACCAAAUCCUCUAACCCCGAGAUCCCCGAUAAUCACAAGGAGAGCUGGCUGGUGCUGCUUGCUGCCGCUGAGGCUUACAGUCAGACGUCUGGUUGUGAUUUGGCCAUUCUGACCACCUAUAAGAAGUUCCGUCCUUCCGGGGUCGAGGUGGAAGGAACGAGGAAUCACGAAGGGGGUGGAACUCGGGUGCAGCAGUUUGAUUAUGCAUAUCAUGUUUGGGGACCGGGGGCCCUAGCGGAGUCGUCACUGCGAUACAUGGAUGACAUCGCAGUUCUGCACUCCACCACUGUACUGACGGCUCAGAGACACACGCGUCUGAAUGCAGAGCAAGGAGGAGCCAAACUGGGCAUGGUUGUGCCAUCUGACAGGCUGAGCUUGACUGGAGAUCGAGUCGGGACUGUUAGUCCCAACAUGAGGCUCUAUUCUCAGAGCUACCCGUCGAUCUACAGCUCGGCCGCUGCUAUUGGCCAACCAGGCAGUCAGCAUGGGAACGGAGAGUGUGACCGGGAGAAAGCGGUGAUGGAGGAAUGUGAGAAGGCAAGAGAAAGAACGGAAAUUGUGGACUUGGAGGAAGAGGAAGAGGAGGAGGAAGAGGAAGAGGAUUUGGAUGGGAGGAGACGUAACUUGAAUGAAUCGGCAGGUGUCUUUUCAAUGGAUGAGGAUUCUCUGUCCCGGGACUGCGAGCCCUUCUUCGAGUCUGACGGGGAGGAGGAGAGCACUGAUGGCUCUCUGAGUGAGGAAGCACCUCCCCCUCCGCGUGGCUUGGCCAUGGGUCACCUGGUGUCUCGCUCUUCUAACCCCAUGGCAAUGGCUUGUUCACUGCCCGUGUCUAUACCAGUGUGGGGCUACAGGAACAACCAUGCCCGUCAGGGCGACUCCCACAGUGGAGAACGGGUGGGCUGUACAGACCUGGACCACAUAGCUGCCAGUAUGAAAGCCCUGCUGGUCCCUGGAGCCACAGACGGAACGGAGAUGUUUGGAGCACUGCCACGACCUCGCCUAAACACGGGCGACUUCUCUCUCAAGCAUUGAGAGAGGACGAAUGUGUGCGUAUGUAUGUUUGAGCGUGCAUGAGAACGAGAGGGUGGGCGAACCGUGAGCUUGUGUGUGUGUGUGUGUGCGAAAGUGAUUUGAACAGAACUGGAGAGUUUGAUGGAUGUUUUUAGCGAAGACAUUGCCAAAACUGAAGCUUCUCCCACAUAUCAUUAGUAUUUCUAUGGCACUGAAAGUGGCGAAACCUUUACCAGCCCUUCACGUCCGCAGCAGAAGGAGGAGAGAGUUGAUUCGCAUGUCUUAAUUUGAGAAUUUCUUUUGGCUUUGACCGAAUGGUUGUGGCAGACUUUAGUUACGUAGUGCAUUUCAUUGAGUAACACUAACAGAGCAAACGUACAUCAUUACGUUACUAAUCAUACCCAGUGACCGUCCUCUGCAGUGUGGGAUUUACUGAUAGUAUAUGAGCCUAUUUACAUGCUGAGAUACUCACACAUCCAUCACUGGAGGAGCAUUGUACAUUAGUAGACACUACAUGUACUUGGAUAUAUAGACUGCUGUGUUCAGAUGUGAAUUCAGUAGUGUAUAUUCCAUGGCAAUUGACAAAGCUGACUAGAUGUUAAUGUGAAUGCUUGCAAAUGUCACUCUCUGCCUGUGUGCACUCACUUUUAUUUCAGAUACUGUCCUGAAGACUUUCUAAAUCAAUGCUUUGUAAAGCAAUGAAUACAGUGAAAGGACAAAACGUUUCGGAAACACGAAUGUGUGGGACUUUUCACCCACAAAUGACAAGUGCUUCUGCAUUAUAACGAAUUAAUGUGCUGAUAACUGAUACAAAUGCAGAAAUACGAAUUGUUGAUUAGUAUGGUAACUCAAAACUCGAAAAUCUUGAAAAUCAAAUAUGAGGGUUUACAACACUACAGAUGUCAACCAGCUAUGUGUUCAUCAUCUUAAACAUUUCACAACUGUUCAAUGUUUAAGUAAAUGCGUUCUGAAUAAACAAGUUGUUUGUU